GAUUUGCAUAAAAAUCCUCUCUCUGAUGCAACGGCAACAAACGGUACUGGAGGCUUCCUGACAACAACAACUAAUAACUAACAAAAGAAGGUAAAGGACAGAGGAUCAUGUUUACAUCGACUCUAGCCCUUCUGGGCCUCAGUCUGGGACUUGUGGCGAAUGCUUUCCCCACACAACAGCCUGAAAACGGGAAGAACUGGGUGGUGAUUGUCGCUGGCUCCAAUGGUUGGUACAACUACCGACACCAGGCCGACGCCUGCCAUGCGUACCAGAUCGUCCACAAGAAUGGCAUUCCUGACGAGCAAAUUGUCGUGAUGAUGUAUGAUGACCUGGCGACCAAUGAGCAAAACCCCACCCCAGGGGUGGUGAUCAACCGACCCAAUGGGACAGACGUCUACAAGGGAGUCCCCAAAGACUACACUGGAGACGCUGUUACCGCUGACAACUUCCUGGCUGUGCUGAAGGGUGACUCAGCCAAUACUAAGGGGGGUUCUGGGAAAGUGCUGAAGAGCGGUCCCAAAGAUCAUGUGUUUGUGUACUUCACUGACCAUGGAGCUCCUGGGCUGCUGGCCUUCCCCAAUGACGACCUUCAUGUUGCCGACCUCAUGGAUGCCAUCAACAACAUGCAUGAGAACAAGAAAUACGGGAAGUUAGUGUUCUAUAUCGAGGCCUGUGAGUCGGGAUCAAUGAUGACCAAGCUGCCUGCUGACAUCGAUGUGUAUGCCACCACAGCAGCCAACUCUCAUGAGUCGUCCUAUGCCUGUUACUAUGACGAUAACCGGGAGACGUACCUGGGGGACUGGUACAGCGUCAACUGGCUGGAGGACUCUGAUGUGGAGGACCUGAGCAAAGAGACCCUGAUUAAACAGUUCAAGAUCGUCAGGAGUCACACCAACACCAGCCACGUGAUGCAGUUUGGAAACAAGACUCUGGCCCAUAUGAAGGUGGUAGCCUUCCAAGGUAAUGUCAAUGCCAAGCCUGCGCCCCCCAUGACCCUGCAGCCCGUAGAGGACCCAGACCUGACCCCCAGCCCUGACGUACCCCUGGCCAUCCUAAAGAGGAAACUGAUGAGGACCAAUGACCUCUCUGCAACCAAGAAAUACUUCAGCCAGAUUACGUCACACCUCAAGGUGCGUGAGCUGCUGGCAGAGACAAUGCGCAGGGUGGUAGAGACGACGACAGGAGAGGAGAUCACGACCCAGAGGGUUCUGAGUACCAAGCUGGAUCUGACCCAGCAUCAAUGCUACCAGGCUGCUGUUAACCACUACAGGAUACGAUGCUUCAACUGGCAUAUCACUGAGUAUGAAUAUGCUCUGCGACACCUGUAUGCCCUGGUCAACCUGUGUGAGGGAGGAUACCCAACAGACAGUAUCCUGAUGGCAAUGGAGAGCGUGUGUCACUACAACUAGACGGAUCUUUCUGAAUGAACACCUCUUUCGGAUCAGCUUGCUGUGCCUCCACACAGGAGGGUCUGAGACGACGAGUCUUCUCUUUGCACUGACAAGGAAUCAAGUUUGACAAAAAAUAUAUAUAUAUUUUUUUCACACUGCUAUACCACUUUUUCAAAUGUUUAAUUUUAAACUUUUAUUCCCUAGAUUUAUUAAGACAUUUUAAAUGUUUUUUUAUGAUGAAUUGUAUGAUCACUGAGCGUUUUAUUCAGUCUUCUCCCACUGGUGCAGUGGUGUCUGAAAUUAGUGGGUAUACUGUAAUUUUGCAAAACGGCCCUCUUAGUGAAGGAAAGGCACCCUGUGUGAAAUUCUAUGAGAAAAGGUGACCUACACUCUGAAUGACCUAAAAGGAUGAAACCCAUAUUGGUCUUUCAGUCAAGCUAACCUAAGCGUUACUGUGGAAGUAGGCUAAUAGUAGGCCCACUAUUUCAUAUACCCCCUCCCUUCCUGCACCUUUUUAAUAGAACAAUUUCUUUAGUUUUUCCAAGUCCAUAACAAUGCUUAAACCACAUCAAAGACUACUUUUGGGGUCUGGGGGGGGGGGGGGAAAUCUAAGAAAUGUAGAUUUUGAGUGUAGCUAACCUCUUAAUGAAAGUGCUCAGGCACCUAGCACUGUUUGGUUAGUGAUGUUUCUGUAGCCACUGGCUUGAUCUCCGUCUGCCUGGGAGGCAUAGCUAGCUUAAUGUUUUUAAAUUGAGAUGUUUUUUUGUGAACCUUGUCUUUCCAUCUACCAGGAGACUGAUAUUGUUUUUCCCCCUCUUCAUUAAUUGUUUGAUACCUGGACAUUUUCCUUCAUAUUAUGAGGCAUGUCUUACCUUGACUCAAACUAGCCUCUAGCCACAAUCCCAUAGAAACAUGGAAAUAAUUGGGUUCUAUUGGAUUUGUUUUGUUUGUCCAGUAGACAUGUUAUAUUAGCAACCAUGAUACAUUUCAAAAUAAUAAUAAUUUGAACGGAUAUUUCUGCACACGUUUUCAGGGACAAUCAGAGCAUUUUUAGAUUGGUGAUUUCCCGCAAAUUAAAAAAAAAAAAAAUGUUUUAAACCUUCGCAUGUAGGCGUUGUGCAUGUUGACGUACCGACAAUGUGACGAAAUAAUAAAAUGGAUCGAAACGUUCUGGUCUAUCAGCCUUAUUAAUUGAUACGCUGUAUACCUCCACUACUUUGAUAAGCAUUGUGGCGAUUUAAGAAGUGAGUAUAGGCAAUGCCCACAAAAAUGGGUUUAUGAUUUGGACCUGCGUAUACCCUCCACUACUGCUUGGGUGUUGGCUCUGCUAUACGCCAACAUGAGCCCGUUGUCAGAACUGAAUGACGGAGUAUUGUGACAUUGCCCCUAGCUGCUGAUCAUGGGUCAGUUUCGCACUCUUCCCCCCCGCCUGUAACCGGGUUGGUGCUUGGAGGUUGAAUCCUACAGCGUCAUAAUACUCUCACGUUAACCUCCAUGCAGACUCCUGUAAAGGCUCAGGAUACUGUGUUGUCACAGGGAUGUUAAACUAAAACCUUGAUAGUCAGAACAAAUUGUAAAGGACUUGUGUUCACUAAAACGAGCCACAAGGUGAAGCUGAGGGGUGUAGCCCACCACAGCCAUGAUUUAAAAAAUAUAUAUAAUGCAUGGACUCCAGCUUUAUUGCUUAUAUACAAUUUUAAUUUAACAAAGUGAUGCUAGAUUCACUAACACUCGUUGUCAAGUGCAAUUUUAGGUGUUUGGUUGUUAGGUCUAUUCUCAUUGACUGGAAUUUUAAGCAACCUGCAAAGUUCUAGAACUAUGGCAAACAACGGUUGCUAUGGAUGCUCAAUCACUACAGACUGAAAGCUGAAAAUACUUCUAACUAACUGCAUGUGAAUGUUGUCUAUCAUGGGCAGGCUACACUUUCUUCACAAUAGGGAUUUCUAAACCAACGGUUGUAUAAUAUGAAUUACCAUAGUGGCUCUUUCCAUCUAGUCUACCCCUCCUGUGUCACAACUUGUUAAGAUUUAAUCUAGAUAUUGACCGAAUCAAAUAAUGGGUCCUCUUCUGUUGGGAGUAAUUUGUCAUAUUAGGAUUACAUUAUUAUUUUAAAGAGUUAAAUGGUGUACCUGGUUUUGCUGAGGAAAGGUAGAGGCCAUAGACUGGAUUCUAUUUGUUUUCUAGCCACCGUAUAUUAUCAAAAGCAAUAGUGAUUAUCUUAAAUUUUUAAGUUGCUGAAGUUUCUGCAUGACUGUCUGUCAUAAGAUGCCAAAUGGGGCAGAACACAGUUUUCAGGAGUGUAGAAGGGCGAGAUGGUCAUGCAGUGGAGGACUAAGGGUUUGAGGACUGAACUGCAGGAGUAACAGCAAACUAGAAUGUAUGUAUGAAAUGUUCACUCUUUGGAAAUUGAAAAAUAAAACUGACCGUGUUCAUGUCUGA
Messenger RNA from Oncorhynchus nerka (sockeye salmon), 3830 nucleotides. Its product is annotated as legumain. Gene Ontology annotation, molecular function: cysteine-type endopeptidase activity. Gene Ontology annotation, biological process: vacuolar protein processing. The transcript has 14 exons. The record is from RefSeq and is a predicted model, not a curated record. NCBI's taxonomy places the organism in Eukaryota, Metazoa, Chordata, Actinopteri, Salmoniformes, Salmonidae. The coding region runs from base 108 to 1409 and encodes 433 amino acids.